Messenger RNA from Phyllostomus hastatus (greater spear-nosed bat), 1559 nucleotides. RefSeq lists its product as uncharacterized. The transcript is spliced from 4 exons. Lineage: Eukaryota; Metazoa; Chordata; Mammalia; Chiroptera; Phyllostomidae. Bases 64 to 750 code for a protein of 228 amino acids. The record is from RefSeq and is a predicted model, not a curated record.
CUCGGGAGAGGCAGGAAGGACGACCCCGGGGAACCACCGCCCGACAGAGCCGCUGGGUCGGCGAUGGGGGGCGCCCGAACGAGGGUGGAUUUCGGGGCGUCUUCUGGAAACGGACGGGAUAGCUGGAGGAUUUUGUACGGGAAAGGCUCUAUUCGGACAGGCCAAGUUCCUUGGGAAACUCCUGAGAAAAGCCCAAUGGGAGGGCCAUUCGGAACGCCUUUGGCUGAAGGAUUAAAAAGGCUGCAGGGGUCAGGCGACAGCGUCGCAGACACACCUCCGCUGGGAGUUUUCUGGUACCUUAGCAGAUCCUCUCGGCCCAGGGCCAUCGACUUUCUUCUGUUUGGAGUGCGCUCCCAGAAGAGCGGGUAUGCUGUUUUCACUGUUGACCAAGCGGAGGAUUAUGAUGGUGAGGGUCACUGGGCCUGUCAGGGCAGGUCAGGUUAUGCUGCAGUAAUAAACAACCCCCAGCUCUCCGCGCCUUUGAAUCAGAGACUUCUUUCAAACUCAUGGGAUGUGCCCUCUGCCGUUUGGAAGGAGACUUUUCACCAAAGCCAAGGGAGCAGCCACCACAUCCAGCGUUGCCAGUCGCCAUGCCAGAGGGAAGCUGAGAGAGUCAGGAGGGUGGUCCUCCGCCCCCUAAAAAGAUCCAGUCAUUUCCAUUCACAGCUCACUCAUUGGCCAAGACAGCUUGAGAUAUUUGGCCAACAGCAAUCUUCAAGGGCACAGAACAAUGAUCCAUUCAACAAGUAAUUAUUUAAUAUCCACUACAUAUCAGGUGCUGUUCUAGGCACUAAAGGUGCAACAAUGAAAUAGACAUAUUCUUGGGACUUACAUUUUCGUGGUAGGGCCAGGUAAUAAACAUACAAAUAUAGGUGUAAUAUACUAUCAGGUCAAGUGCUGUGAUGAGAAAUAAAGCGCGUUAGGGGGACGGAAAGUGACAGGGGCUAAUAUGAGACUGGGUGGUCUCUGAGGGGCAGGCGUCUAAACAUAGACCUGAAUGGCGCAGGCCCGGUGUCUCUCUGAGCAAGGGCUCAGGAUAGGGACCAGGGGACACGACAGUCCCUACACUUCCCCAAACAUUGUGAACCAGUUUGUUCCAAACGUGUGCUCCCGGUGUCCAGAGACUGAUUCGGAAGUCUGGAUAUUGGCCCGUAUUUUAUAGGAGAGUUUGAUCAGUGUGACUCGCAGACCACGCUUUGAAAAUGGGACCAACGCGGUGUGCUGUGUGUGUGUGGGAUUAUGUGACCCUCCGUAGACAUUUGAGGGAAAACGCUCUGACCCUCGUUAACCACGGGAGUCCAGCUCCCCAAGCCACUUCCCCUCCUUCCGGGGCAGCUGUCACCCCCAGAGCUCCGCCUCCCGAGGAAGUGGGCGUUGCUUGCGUUGUGUGACGCGUGUCAGUGAUGCCUCCCAUUUCUGAACUCUGAGCAGGCACCGAGACAGAACGCUGUCAGGGGACUAAAAUGUUUGUCAAAGUCCCUCGUAAAAGGCCACAUGUGCUGAACACCUACUGUGUGUGGCAGGCACUCUUUGCCUGCGUGACUUCAACUCCUUGGCCA